AAACCCACCCUCCUGCUUUACUUCUCUCAUCUUCGUCUUCAUCCUUCUCUUCUCUUAAACCACGCCCUAAGCCUUACAACUUUCUCACCACCAGUACGUACUAUACACUUACUGGGUUUCCGAGCUCAUUUUUCUUUUCUUCAAUCAAUAUAUCAACAACAUGAGGAGGAACUGCAAUUUGGAGCUCCGCCUUAAUACUUCCAGUGCUAAUUCCGGCUUCCCUCUUCGCAACCACCGCGACCGCCCCGCCGUUCUGGAAUCGAGUUCUGGAACACCGCAGCAGCAGCCAUUGACGAUCUUCUACGACGGAGUGAUGUGUGUUUCUGAUGUUACAGAGCUUCAGGCUAGAGCGAUUCUUUUUCUUGCAAACAAAGAAAUGGAGGAAAGGUUGAAGACCAGUCCAAGUCCGAGUCCUUGUGCGUCGACUUCUGAACCAUCUUCACCGAGCCUGCACUCCCCAAUAUGCAGCCCUUCCAUGAAGAAGUCACUACAGACGUUUUUGCAGAAGAGGAAGUAUCGGAUUCAAGCAACAUCUCAUCCCUACAAUCACUAGAUUGAGGACAAUAUUAUGUUUGAUAUUCUUUCUUUGUUUGAUUAGUUAGUCGAGAGAGUGUGAGAGAGAAAUGGAAGCUAUAUAUGAGAGAGCUUGUAAAUUAAUCCCUUUAAUUUGAUUCUUCAAGCAGAGAGAUCGAUCCCAAAGAUAGUAGUGGAUCUUGUUAAUUUCAUCACAUGAUUAUUUUCUGUAAGUGGGACGAUGACAUGACUUAUGCCUAAUUUCCCAUUUAUACAUGUUUCUCCAUAUUUCAUAAUACUAC
This is a messenger RNA of Fragaria vesca subsp. vesca, 815 nucleotides long. Its product is annotated as protein TIFY 5A-like. The transcript is spliced from 2 exons. Bases 161 to 553 code for a protein of 130 amino acids. The record is from RefSeq and is a predicted model, not a curated record. Gene Ontology annotation, biological process: regulation of jasmonic acid mediated signaling pathway; regulation of defense response; response to wounding. Gene Ontology annotation, cellular component: nucleus. NCBI's taxonomy places the organism in Eukaryota, Viridiplantae, Streptophyta, Magnoliopsida, Rosales, Rosaceae.